Molecule: messenger RNA, 6791 nt
Organism: Portunus trituberculatus (swimming crab)
Lineage: Eukaryota; Metazoa; Arthropoda; Malacostraca; Decapoda; Portunidae
Product: nephrin-like
Exons: 25
Coding region: 1478-6379 (1633 amino acids)
Biological process (GO): cell-cell adhesion
Cellular component (GO): cell-cell junction
Molecular function (GO): cell adhesion molecule binding
Source: RefSeq, a predicted model, not a curated record
AGUGCCUCCGGGUAAGCGUGCGGAGGAAGGGCGUAUCAGAUUCUGUCUUCUUAUUCAUAACUUGUGCUCAGUGUGAAACAGGAAUGCCGAAGCCUUACUUAGAGGUUGUUAGCUGUGCCCUUGCAGUUUCAUCGAGAUACGGCGGGACGCAGAAAGAGUGGCAAAGAGAGGGAGGGACAACGGGGAACAGGAAGCAAGCGAUCCAAUCCAACGAACAGUGAAUGAAAAAUGGAUAGAUAGAUAUAGACGUGUAGAGAAAGAGAGAGACAUAGAGAGAGGGAAGCAAAAAAAAAAAAACAUGGAAACGUAAAUAAGUGAAUGAAUACAUAAAUGAAAUUGAAAGAAAAAAAAAAGAGGAGAAAAAAUACGAAUAUAGAACACUAACUCCCAAAGAAAUAACCAAACCGAUGUGAAUAUUGACUGGAGGAUUAGAAAAGAGAAAGAGCGAGAGAGAGAGAGAGAGAAAAAAAAAAAGGAACUGAAAGAGAAGUGACUAUAAAAUCGAUAGAAUUGAAUGUGAAUGAAAUCUUUGAAAGAAAUAUAUGUAACAUCAAGGGUUUAAUGACGACUGGCGCCCACCAUCACUGCAGGUUUUUGGUCGGGGAGUUCCUGUGAUUGCUGCUCUCACUCGCUCACUCCAAGUUCCUGCGCCACUGAACCGGAAAGGAAAAGUUUGAUUAGUAGUCUGAGUGAAGGUGCUCAGAGAAAAAAGUGAGAGUUGAAGGGAGAAGGAGGACGACGGCGACGAGAAGGAGAGACGCUGACGGUAAAGAUGACGUAAAAGGAUGUGAAAAUAGUUGUGCUGGAAGAAAAAUUGUUGAAAUAUUGAUAUAUGGUUUGUAUAUACACACUGAAAUGAAUAACUGGCAGCGGGUGCGAGUGUAGGGAAAUGGAGUGUGCGAAGUGAUUUUGUAAAUUCAGUGAAGUGAAAAUUGUCAAUAUUUACGUGUUUUUAGAUGAAAUGGCAGCAAGCAAGGCAAGAAAAAUGUACAUGAAAGCGUUUGAAUGACUAUUGUGAACAUGCUUUCCGAGUGACGCUGUACACCCACUCAAUCCAUGACUAUACUGACUCAAAUUUGUGAACACACUGACGCAAUUGAAAGAAAGAAACUUUGAAUAACAUGAACGAUAAAGAAUAUGAAAAAAAUGUGAACAUGUGGAAAUAAACUCCGUGGAAAACUGAAUGUGCGAAAGGAAAAAGUUAUUAGAAUACUCCCAAAAUACACUGAAAGGAAAAUUGAGAGCACAGUAAAGUGAAGGCAGUAAAUAUACUGAAAUGAAUGCAAGGAAGAUGGAGGACCGCGUCACAUGCAAGAGCGUUUUAAGGUGUGAAAUCGCGUUGAAGAGAGCUGCCGCCUGCAGGUAGUGCGAGGCCUGGCGGAUACCAUUUUUUCCCCUCUCUUUUUCAAGGGAGGAAAAGAAGAAAUAAUAAAACUAAAGUCAGACGAAGGAGACACAGAGUGCAUCUUCUCUUCCAAUGUCUCCGCCGACGACGAGGCUGCUGCUGCUGGCCCUCCCCUCCCUCCUGGCAGGAUGGGGGGCGGCAGGGCGGCAAAGGUUCCGGCAGCGGCCUGAGAGCGUGGAGGUGGUGGAGGGCGAGGACGUGUUGCUGCGCUGCGAGGUGGAGGGGCAGGAAGGCCGCGCCCAGUGGACCAAGGACGGCUUCGCACUGGGGUUCGAGCGGGAGGUGCCGGGCUACCCUCGCUUCAGCUACCUAGGUCGCCCGGCUCUCGGUCAACACCACUUGCUCAUCAGCGGCGUGACCACCACAGAGGACGGCGAAUACCAGUGCCAGGUGGGGCCCGGCUCCUCCAACCGCCCCAUCUGGGCCGCCGCCAACGUCACCGUGCUGGUGGCCCCGCGUAGUGUUGAAAUCCUUGAGCGAAGCGACGGAGAGGAGGUGGUGGUGGCUGAGGGCGGCUCGCUAACCCUCGACUGUGUGGUGAAGGACGCUCGUCCGGCGCCCACAGCUACCUGGCUCAGGGACGGAUUGGUGGACGAGACAGUGGAGAAGUCCUCACUACCUCGCAGAUGGAGCAUCAGGAGUCGCUUGGUGCUGAGGGUGACUGCUGAGGACGACGGGCGGCUGUUUUCUUGCGAGGCUGCGCAUCCGGCUAUUAGGGGGGACACCGCACCCCCACUGGCCUCUGUCACUCUCUCCGUUCUCCAUCCUCCUGGGCGUCUCAGCAUCAGUGGCUACCGGGAAGACGAGGUGCUGGUGGCGGGGCAGCGCGUGAUGCUUGUAUGUCAGGCAGAGGGCGGCAAUCCCCGCCCCGCCCUCACAUGGAGUCGCCGCCCUCGUGCAUUGCCCCGCGCCUCUUCCACUCCUUCUGUCGUCACCCUUGCUGCCACCUCCACCACCACCACCGCCACCAUCACCACCAGCCGCCUGCAACUCACCGCCGCCGCCGAGGACGAUAAAGCAGAGUACGAGUGUCGGGCUGAGAGUGACCUGCUGCAGAGACCCCUUGUUGCCAGCGUGACCCUCACCGUAUACUAUGCGCCCUCGUCAGUGAGCGUCUCGGGGCCGCGGCAGGUAACGCUGGGGGAGGUUGUCUCUCUCACCUGCGAGACCAGCGAAUCCAACCCACCUGCUGUCCUCACCUGGCGAGUAGACGGAGGGGAGGUGCGAGCGACGCGGGAGAUCAUGAGUGAGGUGAGCACGGGAGGGUGGGCCACGUCCUCGGAGUUGAUCCAUCGCGUGCCCGACUCGACCCCCGCCACACAGGUCACCGUGGAGUGCCUGGUGGUGAACCCUGCCGUCACGCGUCCCAGGAGCAAGACUGUCUUUAUCUCCAUUACCAAGCCAGCAGGUCCUCCGAUAUUUGAAGGCAAUCCGGGCAGAGAUGUCUUGGCGGGAACAACAAUUGACGUGAUCUGCCUGAGCCACGGGGGUCAUCCUGCUCCAAAUAUGAGGCUGUACAAGGUGAACCAGCCCAUCACCACCGUUGUCACCAGGAAGGGCAACGUGACCCGCGCCAAGGCACAGCUGCAGGUCAUCCCCAGCGACAAUGGUUCAGAAGUCACGUGUGAGGUCACCAGCUCGGCCACCGCCAGACCCAUGACGGCCUCCUUCGUCAUGUCGGUUCUCUUCCCGCCAUGGGAGGUGAACGGAUGGGUGUCGCCGCCCUCAGUGGAAGAAGGAAAGUCGCUCACGCUGUCCUGCCUCUCCUCCCCGAGCUUACCGCCCUCCAACGUCACCUGGAGGUCACGCUGGAUCACACUCGAGGAGGCACAGGUCACCCACAGCCCGGCAGCCUUCGGAGGAUUCUCCACAGAGUCCGAGGUGGUGGUAGUGCGAGCGACGGCGAGCCACAACGGACGACCAGUGGUGUGCGAGGCCACCAACGGGCUGGCCUCCCCUGUCUCCACCUCCCUCACACUCCACGUCCUUCACGCACCGCUGUGGGUCUCCAAGCCGCCGACGAGGAUCAACGUGACGGAGGGAAGCGACCUGCUGGUGAAGGCCGCUGCCACGGCCAAUCCAGGGCCUAUCAGAUACUUGUGGCGCCGCGUGAAAAGUGAGAGAGACACGAACACUGUUGUUAACGAAGAGAGCGAGGAAGACGAAGGGAGCCGCAUUGAUCAGGAGAAGGCAGGCUACAGUGGUGGCGAAGGGGAGAUGAGGAUAAGGCGAGUGUCAAGGAAGGACGCGGGACACUACAGCGUGAAGGUUACAAGUCCACGGGGAACCUCCAGCGCUCCCUUCUUCGUCAAUGUCCAGUAUGGUCCCGAGGAUGUGGUGGCGGAGGCAAGGCGGGAGGUGGCGGCUGGUGAGGAGGUGAGACUCAAGUGUUCCUCCCGCGGUAACCCUAAACCUCACCUCACCUGGACCCGGGACGCUAAACCCCCGCCAAGACUGGUUGGUGGUUUGGCCUUCGGUGAGGGCGUGGCCUGGCUGACAGUGGAUGCAGCCUCCAUGAAGGACACUGGCGUAUAUUUCUGUCAUGCUCGCAGCUCUCUUGGCUCUGCCACCCCCAGGGCCACCCGCCUUGUGGUUCAACAGCCAGCGACGGUGGUUCCUGAAGUGGGUGUCUCUAAUAAACCAAAUGAUAAAGAUGAAUUCCACGCGUCAUGGGCGGAGGUUGGCGGUACUGGGCGGCUGGUGUGCCGGGUGCGGGCCGCCCCGCAACCCACGUUCGUGUGGAGCAGCUCCAGCGAUCUCAUCCUUCUCAACAGUGACAAGUACACCAUCCACGAGCCGCAGCUGACGGACGGUCUGGUUACGUGGGCGUCCGUGCUGGAGGUCACAAAGAUCCGCCACCAAGACUACACCAGCUAUCGUUGUACGGCACAUAACGCGCUGGGGUCAGAUUCCGUCUUGGUGCACCUCAGACCGCCCAGCCGGCCGCUGCCACCCCUUCAUCUCAUUGUGGCUAAUGUGACGGGAGAUGAGGUAUGGCUCACCUGGACCCCUAACCUAGGGGGCGGCUCUCCGCGGGGCUACACCGUCAGGUACAGACCUGUGAACGGAUCAGAAUACGAGCACGUGGAGGUGGCGGGGGGCAUGACCUCCGUGGUGCGUAUUGUAGGGCUGGAUCCCGGGCGCCAGUACACGGUGGGCGUGCAGGCCGUCAGCCCGCACGGCCGCUCCCACUUUGUAAGCCGCGCCGUUCUCACCUGGCCAGGUCGAGACACGGAGCCGCCCACCAGCUUCCAGGGACUUGCGGGCGGCAGUGCGGUGGUGGCGGGAGGCAGGGGCGGUGGAGGCGGCGUGGACGGAGGAAGGCAGGGAGGCUCCACUCCUUCCAGGCUGCCACGUUUCAUGCUCCUGCUCCUCACACUGACGGGCGCCGCACUCCUGCUCCUUAACAUAUCCAUCAUCACCUGCUUCGUUAGGAGACGAGCUGCAGCUGCUGCCGCUGCGGCUGCUGAUGCUGCUGCUGCAGCUUCAGCGUCCACCAAGAGUUCUCCCACACCAGGAAUUAAGGAUGGUGGAUCUCCCUCUGCGGUGCCGGGAACUCUCCCUUACCUGCCUCUGCUGCCGCUCACCGCCCUCUCCCCCGGUGGACAGUUACAGUCUCCGACUCUCGACCAGGUGGACAAGCUUGUCUUCUGCGGUAAUGGAGGAUUAGUGCCUCCUCCUGCCGCUGCUGCUGCAGCUGUCCCUACUACCACUACAAUUACCACCACACAGCUUUCACCACGUAAUGGCGGAGUCAUCACAACCAGUAGCACGUUCAUCGCCCUUCGUACAACUCCCCCCCGAACGAGCUCAUGGGGAGGCGGCUCUGACGGUUCCCCACAUCAACUUUCUGCUGUUUCUAACACUUCUGCAGAAACUAAUUUCGGAGUUCCAACUUCCAUUACUAGCGCUUUCUCCGCAGGAAGCCCAAAGAUUUCUCGAAGUCCACAUCGUACCGUAAGCUUGCCACAAGGACCUGACGUCUGCCUAGUAACGCCAAGUACUUACGAGGACAUAUCUGGCCGGCUAAGCAGUCUCCAUCCACCAUCAGAAGACCAAGUAUCUAUCAGCUCCUGUAGAAGCAGUACUAUUGAAAAUUCAAGUGUUUGCUCCUCUCAAGGGCUUUUCCGUCCACUGUCGUCGCUCAGAAAUCUUGAAUACCUGCAGGAGGCACCGGAAAUAGUUCAGGAUGCGGUUAGGUCUCUUCCACGACCACAGCAUGCGACGUCCCGGUCCUCCUCCCCAGGCAAAGACCACUGUGGCCUUGAGGACUCCCAGUCCACGGAAUACUCUAGCUUGAGCCCCUCCGGCCUUCUCCUGUCGGGAUCUCACUUGCCUAGGUCACCCUGUAGCCUUGUCUCCUUUACAGGUGGAGCGGGUCGCCAGCAUACAUACACCCCCCUCGCACCCCGACGCCUUACGCCUAUCAAAAUUCCUUGUCCCCGUCCACCCUCCCGCUCCCCUGAUGCAGCAGCAGCUCAGCAAGACCACUUUGAAUCCCCCACCGCAUCUACAACAUCGAGUCUUUGUGACCAAGACAGAAGAAGUCAUAACCUCAUGACAACAACGAAAAAUAAACACGUAUCAGAAGCAAGCACGUCGUCAGAUUUGUCUAAUACCGCCACCUGUGGCGCAAGUGCUAAGCUCAAGAUUAACUGCUCCAGUAACACCGUCAGGAGUCCCGUCUCUGAGCAAUCAUUUCAGUUACCCAUUACCAGCCCAUGCGACUCACCUGGUUUGUUGCAGCCGCUCCCUUCGUCCUCCCUCACCCUUAGCCAGCAGCAGGAGGCACAGCACGACCAAGCAAGAGCAGACGAUCCCCUGCAGGAAUUCAGUGGUUCCUCUGGGUACAAUAGCAGCAGUCCAGAUCAGGAUAUGACCAGAGACCCGAGGAAUGAUGUCCUUUGGUCUGAAAAGACAGCAGAGGGGGAAGACGAUCCUAGUAAGAGGGAACCCGAAACUGGAGAACAGUGAGGUGUCAGAUCCUCUUCGCAUAGAAGUAACAUCAUCCACCUGUCAUCGGGAUCCAAUCAAAGAAUCCGAGGCGAGGCUGGAAUCCUGUAGAUGGACGGAAGCGUCAAAAGCAAGAAAGGUUUGUAUUUAGUGCGGAGAUAAAUUAGGAAAUAUAUUUUACACGAAUUCGUAUUUGUAAAUGCCAAUAAUGUAUAACUUGCAUAUAUGAUGUAUAAAUGUUAUUUCUAUAUUAAUAUACGCAUCUUUGAAAUAUUAUGGUGGUUAGCGCUGCCCCGUUAAUUAAGUGUGUGUGUGUGUGUGUGUGUGUGUGUGUGUGUGUGUGUGUGUGUGUGUGUGUGUGUGUGUGUGUUAUGACAGCAAGAACCAGGAUGUGGUGAUGGUAAUAAAAAAUGUUCAUAUUUUUAUACAGUAA